ACACUAGUGAAUUCCGUACCGCUGAACCUAGUCCUGGCGAUCAAAGUUCGCGGGCGGAAAAGUUUUGUUUAUAAUUGUAAUUAUAUAAAUUACAAUUUAAUUAUAAUUUCAUAAUAUUGAUUACUGUAUUUAAAUAAAUAUCAUUUUCUCCUAUAAAUACAGAGUGUAAAUUAUGUAACACGUGACUGACACAUGGCGAUUUGUUAAACUUUAUAUUUGCCGUCAAAGAAAAUGGCGAAUUUAGAAUGUAAAAUUAUAUUUACGCAUUGAAUUUGCAAUAUUAACUUUACAGCAAUAAAAUUAUGUCAUCACAUAUUAAUGCAAAACCAGCAGAUAAUCGAAGAGUUAAACAAGGUGAUUUUACUCUUUUAGAAGGAUUAGAGGAAUAUCCUGAAGACUCUUUGGAAUGUUUUUCAGUCUUUGUUAGAGAUGAUAGCUCUAAUAAUGACGAUGUUCAAGAAUUGGUACUUGGGGAACAAAUUUUGGGAACCACAUUAACUGCUAUAACAUUGCCUGAUGGAAGUCAGGCAUUCAUCGCUGGAAAUAUUCAAGAAAAUGAAUCUGAAUCGAAGGAUUCGCAAGAAACAGAGACAAGAGGGGCUAUUUAUUUAAAAGAUGGAGAAUUGUUACAAGUACAAAUGGAUCCCAUGACAUUUCUUGAAACGCAAACGGAUAAUACGAAAGACUCAUAUCCUCAGGUUCAAGUAAUCAACGGCGCAACAUAUGUGCUGACUAGUCAAUUUGAUGAAGAAGUUUGGCAAAUUGAAGAUGGAAAAUUAACAAAGAAAGAUGAGGUUUUGUUAAAUAAACGUGUAGUUCAUAAAUUUAGAGCACAACAUCCUUGUCCCAGGGAAGGAUGCACCAAAGUCUACAGUACUCUUCAUCACUUGAAGGUCCACGAACGCUCGCACACUGGAUACAAACCGUAUAGAUGUAAUUAUUCAAAAUGUUCAAAGAGCUUUUCAACUGGUUACAGUCUAAAGGCACACGUACGAACACACACUGGCGAAAAACCAUAUGUUUGUGGAUUUGAUUCUUGUAAUAAGAGAUUUAAAACUUCGGGCGAUUUAUUAAAACACGGUAGGACUCACACUGGUGAACGUCCAUUUGUUUGUCCUGUUGAAGGUUGUGGACGAUCUUUUACUACCAGCAAUAUUCGAAAAGUACAUGUGAGAACUCACACAGGUGAACGCCCAUACAAAUGUCCUGAACCCGAAUGCGAUAAAGCUUUUGCCAGUGCCACAAAUUAUAAAAAUCAUUUACGCAUUCAUUCUGGAGAGAAACCAUAUGUUUGUUCAAUGAAAGAUUGUGGAAGACGUUUUACGGAAUAUUCUAGUCUUUAUAAACAUCAUUUGGUUCAUACACAACAGAGGCCUUUCGAAUGUAAAAUUUGUUACAGAAGAUAUCGUCAGAAUAGCACUUUAAUUAUGCAUAAAAGAACUGCUCACUCAUUAGUGGAAACUGAGAAUGGGACCGAUAUUUAUUUAGAAACUACCUCAGAGUUGAAUGAUUCCACAAAACAAAGUAAUCUGAUGUUGAGCAAAGCUGGGCAAUUUCAUUUUUCCGACGAAUCCUCAGACAAUGAGACGCAAAUUCUUUUUGUCAGUGAUCCAACGCAAAUCGCUGCCUUACAGCAAAUGGGAAUGGAAGGGGGCUUCGGGGAUUCUUCCAUCGAUACUUCUUUGGAUUCUUCCUUAAACAUAAAAAUCGAGGACAUUGGACUCGAAUGGAACUAGGAUUUGAAGCCAUUUUUUUUUUGUAAUAAAAAAAGAGAAAAUAUUGUGCAUUAUUAAUUCCUAGUAAUGUAAGGAAAAAAAGGCUGUAUUAACUUUUAUUAACGAAACUGCGUAGCGGUAAAUAUUUGAGUAGAUUUUAAAAUAUCCAUCUGCAGAGCAUAUAGGAUUCUAGAUCCAUAAAAUAAUAAUAUUAUUUUAAUUUUUCUUUUUAAUUACGCAGUACUUCUAGUUUUCUAUGUAAACUAGCGAAUCUUUAAAUGAAAAGAAAAUAAAUUUGACAAAAUUAAAGUUUUA
Leptopilina boulardi is the source of this 2030-nucleotide messenger RNA. Its product is annotated as zinc finger protein 76-like. The transcript has 9 exons. Lineage: Eukaryota; Metazoa; Arthropoda; Insecta; Hymenoptera; Figitidae. The record is from RefSeq and is a predicted model, not a curated record. Gene Ontology annotation, molecular function: RNA polymerase II cis-regulatory region sequence-specific DNA binding; DNA-binding transcription factor activity. The coding region runs from base 303 to 1736 and encodes 477 amino acids. Gene Ontology annotation, biological process: regulation of transcription by RNA polymerase II.